AUGGGCCACAACACCAUUGCAACCGAGGGUAUCGACAUUUCUCUUGAUAAGGCACGAACCUGGAUUCACAACAUGCUCCUGAUGAGGCAUGUCACCCUCGACCCCUGCAUCCUCAUCAUUUACUAUGUCAUAUUGUGGCGGGGAUGCUACAUUCUGAACACGAGGUCUUUCCACAGUCCAGAUGGCAGAUACGCGCGGAAGCUCUACCUGUGCUGUCUCAGGACUAUGCCAUGCUGGCAGAAGGAAGCCACUGGUUCUAUCACCGAUUUCAUUGCUGCUAUCUUCAUGACCGGCAUUGCAACAGAAUCCUAUGACUUCGAAAUGAGUCUGGAAAUGCACCAAUUGGCUUGCGAGUACGCCAAAGGUCUCCAGAUGCACAGUCUUGACAGUAAUGACUACUUUGUAGCCACCGGUUGCCCCAGCACCGACGAGGAUCGCAAGGGCAUGUGGGAACUCAUCCAAACGGACCUCUUCUACCACUUGAUCUACAACAAGCCGGCGACUCUCUAUCCGAGCCUCGAUAAGUGGCAAGUAAACUUGCCAUGGCUGUCACUCGACCUACCCCCGGAAAAGGGUGCCCAAGUGUCGACGAUAUCAUUCCUCUUCCGCAGCCGACUUGCAUUCAUUCUUAUUCGCUUCUUCCAGACGCUUGAAGGACUUGAGAACGAGUCAGAAGCUGUCGAAGCAAUCGAGCCUCUGUGCCACGAGAUUGAGAUAUUGUUUGAUGAAUGGGGAAUCGAAGACUGGAUCGAACGAUCAAGUGACGACCACAUGGAUCUGUGGAUUUUGGCAAGUCUGGUUUUGACCGGCUACACCUCCAUCAUCUUCAUGUUGCGAAAGGCGACCCUCCUGAAAUCAAACUCCCCUGUACCGGUCUGCACCGACAACAACGUGCCCAGAACAGAUUUCUCAACCCGAGCCUCGCGUCGCAUCCUCGACCUGACGUACAACAUGCUCCACGUUUGGAAGUUUCCCGCGGCGGAAACAAUCUCGUACAUCCUUGGUGCAUACAGAGCACACACCGCCUAUGCCCAUCUGGCGAGCAACGCCAUGAAUGCCCCCAACCCUGGCGACAUGAUUGGGGACCUACAAUUGCUAGAUCGCGUCGCCCAAGGUAUCGAGACGGCGACGCAGCAGGAAAGCGACUUUCUCCCUUUGGCACGGGAGAUGAAGAGGAUCAAUGCUCAAGUUAAGGAAAAGGUCAAUGGCACUACGAGUGAACGGAAUGCUUAA
Molecule: messenger RNA, 1233 nt
Organism: Colletotrichum fioriniae
Lineage: Eukaryota; Fungi; Ascomycota; Sordariomycetes; Glomerellales; Glomerellaceae
Source: RefSeq, a predicted model, not a curated record